GAGAGCUUGUACUCUAGGUUGAUCUCUUUGGUAUAACUAAGAUCAUAUCUCCCCAAGCAGUAUACGCAAGAAUCCCAUCUCGAGCUUCCCAAACAUAUCACCGUCAUCCACCUUUGUACAUCAAACACGGAGACUCGCGUACCCCUACCAAUAUGUCGGGCGCGGAAGUGAUUGGAGCAGCAUCUGGGAUAGCCAGUCUUUUCACUACGACUAUUACCUGGUUUGACUAUAUCUACGUUGCCAGGAAGGCGGCUCCGCGACUACAGUCCCUGAUCGUGAAGCUCGGCAGUGCGCAACUAAGACUAACGCGCUGGGGCCAGGCUGUCGGUCUCACAGGUUCAGAUAUCGAAGACGAGGAAUCGCUGAAAAGCUCUGGCUCAUUCCAGCUCGACGAGGAGCAGGAGACUCAGGCUAUACGGACAUUUCGGAUCUUGAUCACUCUUUUCGAAGAGUCCAAGAGAAUCUGUCACAACGAACGCAAAGGAAAGUCCGAGGAUGACCCUGACGUGAAAGCGAACGAAAUCAAGCCGUUCAGCCAGGAUGGCUUUAAGUGGAGUAUUAUGCACCGUUACCUUCAUGAGACAAUGCAAAAAGUUGUCCACGAGCGCAAAAACAAGAUGUCAGUUCCUCGACUCUUCAAGUUCGCUGUUUAUGACGAGAAGCAUCUCGAGAAACUGGUUAAGGACAUCAAUGACCAUAUUGACUCACUGUACCAAAUUUACACUCCUCCCGCGAGCGAUGAAGAAGAGGCGGGCAAGCAGGAAAUGGAUAGGCUUCUCAAAGUCAUGAGGGAAUUGCGCUCUGCAUCGGAGCGGGAUCCAGUGAUGAACACGGCUGUCAAGACUAUAUUAGACCAAAGGAAUGAAAAUAUGACCUUCAACACCACGGAGUCGACUGUCCAGAAAAUAGGGCAGGAUCAGCAAGGUCGCUAUGAAAUGACGAUUGGAUUUGAUGCAGGAAAAAGAAGAUAAUGCUAAGUUAGCCAGCUGACUGCAAUUCGAAGCGGUAUAUAAGUUUCAUGUAUGGAAGACAAUGUGACGUUCACGCCUGCCAAUUGCUGUCUUUCUUUCAUUACAAAAUUAUGGCUUUUCGUUAAUGGGCCGAUCAGAGUUCCCGAUAGUUCAAGAAUCGAAAGUCUGUGCACAAGGAAUCCUUACGAGUAGGCAACAUAGGGAAGGCGAGAAUUGCGUUGAGACCCCUUGGGAAGCUUUCCUGUGAUGUGUUGGCGCGGCUGAAUCGCAAGGAUAUGGCAGUGUUGUUGACCAAUUACAAGAAGCCAUGCGGGGACAACACGGGGGUGAAUUCAGGGAUAACCGAGAAAUGAGG
Aspergillus ibericus CBS 121593 is the source of this 1326-nucleotide messenger RNA. RefSeq lists its product as uncharacterized. The transcript is spliced from 2 exons. The record is from RefSeq and is a predicted model, not a curated record. Bases 153 to 971 code for a protein of 272 amino acids. Lineage: Eukaryota; Fungi; Ascomycota; Eurotiomycetes; Eurotiales; Aspergillaceae.